UGGGCCACAUGUGGUGCCGUGACCAGGAUUUCAAUCAUUUUAACAACAACAUGGACUCAGAAGAAGAAGAAGAGGAUGUAUUGAUGAAUUUUCCAGGAUUUUCUGGUGAUUUAUCGACGUAAUGGACUUACGGAACGAUUCAAUUCUACCCUGAUGAACAUGCUUGGAACGCUCGACCCAAGUAAGAAACACGAUUGGAAAGACCACAUUGAAACAAUGACGCAUGCAUACAACGCUACAGUACAUGAGUCUACUGGCUAUACUCCAUUUUUAUUUAAUGUUCGGAAGACAUCCAAAGCUACCAAUUGAUCUGGCAUUUGGAUUGGUGACUGAAGACCAACAGAAUGACAAUGAAGACUACUGUGAAUAUGUCGAAUCUCUAAAGAAGCGAUUACAACACAGCUACGAAACAGCUCAAGCAAUUUCUCAGAAGUCCAAAGCCAAACAGCGAAAGUUAUACAACCGCAAAGUGAAAGGAAUCGAGUUCCAUGUCGGUGAUAGAGUGCUGAAAGCUGCUACAGGACUGAAGGGACGACACAAGCUAGCUGAUCGUUGGACUGGACCAUACAUUGUAACAGAGAAGAAGAAGGACCAACCUGUCUAUGUUAUUCAAUUGGAAGCUGACAAGAAAUGCACCACARUACACAGAAAUCWRCUGCGACAGUGUAUGUUUCUACCUACUGAAUCAGACGAUGACACCCWAGUUCAACCUGAGGAAGAACACUCAAAUCAGCUCUUAGAAGAAUCAGAGAAUGAUCACAGUGAUAACGAUGAUACUCAUGAUACAGAAAGUGCAGAUGAAACAGAUGAAGGAGAUGACAACACUGAGGAAGAUGAUGACACUGAAGGAGAGUCAGAUGAAAGUACAAACUCAAGUKACAGCACGGAUGCAGAUAACRAAUCGGAAAUCCUUGCAGAUGUUGACAAAGAUAACAGCGUUCCCAACACAGCCAAAGRAGUUGCUGUCAAAGACAAAGAAGCUGCUGAUAAAGAUGAAGCUGUUGAUAAAGAACCAUCUGAACAAACAGUAGUGAAUAAUCGACCAACAAGAAAAAGAACAAAACCAAGUUACUUGUCAAACUAUGUUUGUAAUAUCUAUGUUCGGGGAAGUUCAGAUUAUAAAGCAAAAGUUGAAAAAGGAAAACAACUGUUUGUAAAACUAAAGAACAAACUACAGUAGCAUAAUGAACACUGAUUGAGAACACUGAUAGAACAUUGAUCACAUGUUACAAAGUUAAAAAGUUUAAGUAAUGAUGGGACCAGUUGUAAGAUGUCGCGGACGACAUCAAAUCCACCGGGGGAGGAUGUGGCGCGCGGGAUCCCUGUGGCGCGCAGGGGAUCUUGGGGCCCACGA
Messenger RNA from Exaiptasia diaphana, 1354 nucleotides. RefSeq names its product nucleolar transcription factor 1. The coding region runs from base 224 to 1180 and encodes 318 amino acids. The transcript has a single exon. The record is from RefSeq and is a predicted model, not a curated record. Lineage: Eukaryota; Metazoa; Cnidaria; Anthozoa; Actiniaria; Aiptasiidae.